GGGGUUCUGAUUCAGUUCUUUCCAUUGGUUGAUAAUGGAGAACAAUUAUCAAGGCGAUUUAGCAGACAUUUUCCGGCCAGGAAGUGUGAACUCUGGCGAUCCUCCGGGCGUUUCAGAUUGGCAGUAUUUCGAUCAGUCGUCUGAUCAAGAAACACAGAUGAUCCAAAAGUCAAUAAGAACCCAUGAGCAAGGUUUUGGUCAACCCUUUACCAGUCUCCUUACAGAUCCACUCAUUCAUGAAGGAACAUCAACUCCAUGCUUCUUUGGAACAAAUCUUGAUGAUCUUGAAGAACAAGUAGUUUCAGCAGCAAGAACACCAUUAGAGUAUGAGGAUCACAAGAUCAACGACAACAACAACAACCACAACCAUAACCAUAGUCAUAACAUAUUCUCAAAGAUGCUGCAGAUUUCACCAAAUGCUGUAAAGUCAACUCUUUCAUCAAACAGUGAUAUCAUGAUCACAUCUUCUCCUUCUCCUUCUCCUUCUUCUUCAUCUGUCGUUCCUCCAAUAAAGCGUUGCUUGCUGGAAACUUCGUCGGCCACCACCUUACAGAUCUCAUCACCACGAAAUCCGGGCAUCAAGAGAAGGAAGAGCCAGGCUAAGAAAGUGGUGUGCAUACCGGCACCAGCACCGGCAAAUAGUAGACCCACGGGCGAAGUGGUUCCAUCGGAUCUCUGGGCCUGGAGGAAGUAUGGUCAGAAACCUAUUAAAGGAUCUCCUUAUCCAAGAGGGUACUACAGAUGCAGUAGCUCAAAGGGUUGUUCAGCAAGAAAACAAGUGGAAAGAAGUCGCACAGAUCCUAACAUGUUGGUCAUUACCUACACUUCUGAACAUAACCACCCAUGGCCUACUCAAAGAAACGCUCUUGCCGGCUCCACUAGAACCCCACAACCACCAAAGACCACCGCCGAACAACCAUCAUCGGAAAAACACACCACCACAGAAGAUGUAGCUGCAGGGUCUCACGUGAAAGAUGAAUCAUCACAAGCAAUAUUAUUGGAAACAGAAAAAUUAGGGUUGGGAAGUUUCCCACAGAGCUACCGGCCGGAGUUGCCGGAACACGGCAGCGGAGUGGAUCAAGAUUUCUUUUCAAGUUUAGGAGAGAUAGAGGUUGAUCCCAUAAGCAUGUUGUUGAACCAGGGUUUCUUGGGUGGUGAUGAAGAAGAAGCAGAAAAUUAUAACAAGGAUUUGGAUCCUUUUGGUUGAAUUAAAACAAAAUGAGACCUAGAUUCAUUGAAUUGUUUAAAAAGAAAUUAUUUGUUUGUUUGGUGUUUGUAUACUUUGGUUGGUUUAUUU
Cynara cardunculus var. scolymus (artichoke) is the source of this 1297-nucleotide messenger RNA. RefSeq names its product probable WRKY transcription factor 14. Gene Ontology annotation, biological process: regulation of DNA-templated transcription. Gene Ontology annotation, molecular function: DNA-binding transcription factor activity; transcription cis-regulatory region binding. The transcript is spliced from 3 exons. Gene Ontology annotation, cellular component: nucleus. Bases 35 to 1207 code for a protein of 390 amino acids. The record is from RefSeq and is a predicted model, not a curated record. NCBI's taxonomy places the organism in Eukaryota, Viridiplantae, Streptophyta, Magnoliopsida, Asterales, Asteraceae.